UUGGCUGCACGGAGGCCGCACGGAUGACGUGGCGGGGCCGAACCCUGCGGGCCUGCGCGGCGCGGUGCGGAAACGCCCGCGACAGCGAACAGGCGCGAGGUAGCACCAUGCCGCUGGAGCUGGAACUGUGUCCCGGGCGCUGGGUGGGUGGGCAGCACGCGUGCUUCAUCAUCGCGGAGAUCGGCCAGAACCACCAAGGAGACUUAGAUGUGGCCAAGCGCAUGAUCCGCACUGCCAAGGAGUGUGGGGCUGACUGUGCUAAGUUUCAGAAGAGUGAGUUGGAGUUCAAGUUUAACCGGAAGGCCCUGGAGAGACCGUAUACUUCAAAGCAUUCAUGGGGGAAGACAUACGGGGAGCACAAACGGCAUCUAGAAUUCAGCCAUGACCAGUACAAGGAGCUGCAGAGCUAUGCCCAGGAGAUUGGCAUCUUCUUCACUGCCUCUGGCAUGGACGAGAUGGCAGUUGAGUUUCUGCAUGAACUGAAUGUUCCCUUUUUCAAAGUUGGGUCUGGGGACACUAACAAUUUUCCCUAUCUGGAAAAGACAGCAAAGAAAGGUCGUCCUAUGGUGAUCUCCAGUGGGAUGCAGUCAAUGGACACCAUGAAGCAAGUCUAUCAGAUCGUGAAGCCCCUGAAUCCCAACUUCUGCUUCCUCCAGUGCACCAGUGCCUACCCACUACAGCCCGAGGAUGCCAACCUGCGCGUUAUCUCGGAAUACCAGAAGCUCUUUCCCGACAUUCCCAUAGGGUAUUCUGGGCAUGAGACAGGCAUUGCCAUAUCUGUGGCUGCAGUGGCUCUGGGGGCCAAGGUGUUGGAACGCCACAUAACUUUGGACAAGACCUGGAAGGGGAGUGACCACUCAGCCUCGCUGGAGCCUGGAGAACUGGCAGAGCUGGUGCGGUCUGUGCGCCUGGUGGAGCGGGCACUGGGCUCUCCAACCAAGCAGCUGCUGCCCUGUGAGAUGGCCUGCAAUGAGAAGCUCGGCAAGUCCGUGGUAGCCAAAGUAAAAAUCCCAGCAGGCACCAUCCUGACCCUGGACAUGCUCACGGUGAAGGUGGGAGAGCCCAAAGGCUAUCCUCCUGAAGACAUCUUUAACUUAGUGGGCAAAAAGGUGCUGGUCACUGUUGAAGAAGAUGACACGUUGAUGGAGGAAUCCGUGGAAAGUCACAGCAAGAAAAUCAAGGCUUAAAAUAAAGUGCCAUUCCGGCUUCUCAGCCAUCCUGCUACUGCUGUCCAGUGUGUUGGGUGCAGAGGGGCAGGAGUGUCGGUCUCCAGGCCACCCUGUCAGUGGCCACCUGGAAAGGAGGAGCCAUUGAGGCUAUUCUGCUUCGAAGUAUCCAUCCAGAGAAGGCAGCCCAGAGCAAAUGCUGCUCCUUUAGGGUUUCUGUGUGUCUCUGUUGACAUCUUGAGCCUUCAUGUUCCCACUCUACAAAGCCACUCCAGGGACCUGAGCUCUCAGUUCCUCAUAGAGCACUGAACGAUGGGCAUUAGCCUCUGCCUGAGGACCUGUGGGCAGAGACAAGCUCCCCUGUCUCUGAGCAAAGGCAGGGACAGAGCACUUGGUCCUCCCUUUGGCAAACUGUCACCACCAGAGGCCUAGGGACAUGGUUCUUAGCCAGCCAGUCCCUUUCUAGCAGGCCUGUCCUCAGGCAGCAGGUGCACACUAACCCACGGUACAGUUGAUCAACAAGGCUGCUUUUAGAUCGGGAAUGUGAAGGAGAGGAACACGGGUCUGGAAGGGAGUGGCAGGGUGGAGCAGGGAGUGUGCACAUCUUAACGGGGCGGGGGGGGGGGGGAAAUCAACCCUGACGUAGGCACCUGUGUCUUGUCACAUAUGACAGAUUACAAACCCAGACAAAGGUCCUGUUGUUUGACUUCUUUAAGUGCAUAACUCUACAGUGGUUCACUGUCAUAUUUCACUUUCUUUGGAAUCAAUCCUGAGAUUAAUCAUUUUGUUCUUUUUAACUAUCUCCUUGUCUUUAUCUUAUUU
Messenger RNA from Arvicanthis niloticus (Nile rat), 1988 nucleotides. RefSeq names its product N-acetylneuraminate synthase (gene Nans). Lineage: Eukaryota; Metazoa; Chordata; Mammalia; Rodentia; Muridae. The record is from RefSeq and is a predicted model, not a curated record. Gene Ontology annotation, molecular function: N-acylneuraminate-9-phosphate synthase activity. Gene Ontology annotation, biological process: carbohydrate biosynthetic process.